Messenger RNA from Sciurus carolinensis (gray squirrel), 592 nucleotides. It is a transcript of the gene Ndufa11, whose product is annotated as NADH:ubiquinone oxidoreductase subunit A11. Lineage: Eukaryota; Metazoa; Chordata; Mammalia; Rodentia; Sciuridae. The record is from RefSeq and is a predicted model, not a curated record. Gene Ontology annotation, biological process: mitochondrial respiratory chain complex I assembly. The transcript is spliced from 4 exons. Bases 100 to 525 code for a protein of 141 amino acids.
CGCGCGCCUCCCCGGGAAGUCUCGCGAGAGUCCGCGGCGGCUGCCCUUGGGAGCGCGGAGCCGGCGGGGUCCGCGGCGCGGGUCCGGGGCUGUGUGGCCAUGGCGCGGGGGCUUCUCCGUCAGUACACGGACAUCGCCGACGGCACCGAGUGCCACCGCAAAGCCUACGCCAGCACCAGCAUCGGCGGCGCAGUGGGCCUGAUUUGGUCAGCCUACAGUGUCACACUCAGACCCCCAGACUCCAUUCUCGAAGGAGUGGCGCGGGCCGGGCGGUACACGUUCACCGCAGCAGCCAUCGGGGCCAUGUUCGGCAUCACCUCCUGCGUCAGCGCCCAGGUCCGCGAGAAGCCUGACGACCCCCUGAACUACUUCCUAGGCGGCUGUGCUGGAGGCCUGACCCUGGGAGCGCGCACUCACAGCUAUGGGACCGCUGCCGCCAGCUGCGUGUACAUGGGCAUGGUGGCCGCCCUGUUCAAGAUGGGCCAGCUGGAGGGAUGGGAGCUCUUCUCAAAACCCAAGGUGUGAGCCCUGCUGCGCCGCUCGCCAGGCAGGGCCCGAGGUGCCCGGAAAUAAAUUCCUCGUGUGUGUGUGA